Aspergillus steynii IBT 23096 is the source of this 1190-nucleotide messenger RNA. RefSeq lists its product as uncharacterized. The record is from RefSeq and is a predicted model, not a curated record. The transcript is spliced from 2 exons. NCBI's taxonomy places the organism in Eukaryota, Fungi, Ascomycota, Eurotiomycetes, Eurotiales, Aspergillaceae. The coding region runs from base 50 to 1057 and encodes 335 amino acids.
CGAGUUUGUCUCCGCCUGCAGACUGCAUCUCAUCACCAACACCUCCAAAAUGCCUCACAAACACAAGAGACGUCAAAAUGACUCGAAUAUCUACGACCUCCCCCCGUCGAUGAUCGCAAAGCCUCUUCCAACCCGCGACCCCCAAGCCAAAUCCAAGAAGAAAGGCAAAGAUGCGAAGAAGAACCCCCCUCCGACCCAGCAGUCCGACUACUCGCGCAAAUCCGCCGGGGAAGAUGACACCCCCAAGGCCUUCCUGCGAUUGAUGCAGCGCCAGAAUGGCGGCGCCCAAACGUCGUCGAAAUCGUUGAAAUCGUCGAAACCGGAGACUGGCGAAAGCAAGAAACGGAAGCGAGGAAAGACGGAAGACGCCAAACCUGCGCAGAAGAAGUCGGCCGCUGUGAAGACGACGGCAGAGGAGCCGCAGACCCAGAGCGAGUCCCGACCGGCCCCGAAGAUCCUGCCCGGGGAGAGAUUGUCGGAUUUCGCGGCCCGUGUGGAUCGGGAAUUACCGAUCUCUGCGAUGCAAAAGUCCAGCAAACCGGCUGCGUCGAACAUCCCGGGACUGAAGGAGGAACACCGGUUGACCAAACACGAAAAGCAUCUGCUGCGGCUUCAAAAGCAGUGGCGCGAGGACGACGUGGCGAUCAAAGAGCGCGAGGCCGCCGAGCGGGAGGAGCGGCAAGAGGAAAUGGAAGACCAACUACGGCUGUGGAAUGAAUGGGAUCUCGAGGCUGGAAAGGGCAGGGCUAAGAAGAAGGGCGGUUCUGCCAAGAGGAAGAAGACCGGUGACGGCGACGCUGCUGCUGAUGAUCCGGACCCCUGGGCAAAGCUGGCCAAGCGCGAGCGCAUGAAGAAGGCGAAUCCCUUCGAGGUUGCUGAGGCUCCGCCGACAUUAACGAAACCGAAGGCGCUUUUCAAGGUUCGAGGCGGUGCCAAAAUUGAUGUCGCGAACGUCCCGACUGCUGCAGGAAGUUUAAGAACGAGAGAAGAGCUUGCAGGCGAGAGAAGAAGCAUCGUGGAGCAAUACCGGAAGUUGAUGGCGGAGAAGCGGCAAUGAUUGAUCAACUAGGAGCAGCAGAGCUUGCAUGACUAAUUCUAUACUCCUUUUGACGCGCUUAAAGAAAUAGGGUAUACAGUUGGCGCGGUUUAAGAAUCAAUUAAGACGCGCUACCUUAUCCGGUGUACUGGCG